Mizuhopecten yessoensis (Yesso scallop) is the source of this 4735-nucleotide messenger RNA. RefSeq names its product patched domain-containing protein 3-like. The record is from RefSeq and is a predicted model, not a curated record. Lineage: Eukaryota; Metazoa; Mollusca; Bivalvia; Pectinida; Pectinidae. Bases 61 to 2730 code for a protein of 889 amino acids. The transcript is spliced from 4 exons. Gene Ontology annotation, cellular component: membrane.
CUGCUGACAGGAUACGUCACCAAGUCAUCGCCAAAGUCACAUGGUGUUUGACAUCUGACAAUGGCCUUCCGCACAUUUUACACCAGAUAUGAAGAUACAGUGGGAAUAGCUUUUGAGGUGUAUGCCGCUGCGGUGUACAAACAUCCGUGGUUAAUUUUAGGCUUCUGUGUCCUAUAUAACUGCUUAUUUAGUCUGGGUUUCUUGCGAUUUAGCACCGAGACCGACAUGGAAAAGUUAUUCACACCUAAAAACAAUGAAGCAUUAACAAAUAUGAAGAAAAUAAACGAAAUAUUUCAAAAUAAAUCUAGAAACAGUUUUUUCCCGAAAGCUUUAACCAAUCUCAAUAAGCAUGUAUAUGGAGGUUUAAUAAUACGAUCGAAAGACGGUUCAAACCUCCUGAGGGAAGAUGAACUAAGUGAGUUAAGGAGGAUUGACAAAAUCAUAAGAAAGGAUGUUCAGUUUGUGAACGAUUCUGGUUCCGUUUUACAUUAUGAGGAUGUGUGUGCCCGUAAAGACAGGAGGUGCGUGGUCAGUGGGGAGUUCAUAUUGUCCAAGAGGUUUACGAUAUUGAGGAAGGCACGCCGCAUUCUCUAUCCUAACUUCGCGGGCAAGAGUCUCUCGACCGUGUUUGGUAAUGUGGGCGUAGUGGAUGGUCGCCUGGUAUCCGCCUCAAUGCUACGCAUGAUGUACCAUCUCCGACAGGACACUGAUGAGGACAGGCAACGAUCGCACGCUUGGGAGACCAGCUACGUGGAUAAACUGAAACGUCUUCAAACAAAUAUAACUCACAUUGCAUUCAGAAGCUCAAUGUCAGUUACCGCAGAAUUCGUAAAAGGUAUAUUUGGCGAAAAAAAGUUCUUCGUUCUAACUAUACUGUUUAUGUUGCUUUAUUCCACUUUUGCGAUUUCUGGCGGAAAUUGUGUGUCUGGACGUCAUACCUUGGCUGCCGCAGGGGUUAUUUCCACUUGUCUGGCCGUGCUAGGGGCGUUCGGAGCGGUUAGUGGAGCAGGCGUCAAAUACGUCAACAUCUGUGGUGUGAUACCCUUCCUUAUCGUAGGUAUCGGUCUGGACGACAUGUUUAUUCUGAUGGCGUGUAUGGCCGACACCCCGAAGACCAUUCCUGUGAAAGAUCGAGUAAAGCGGAUGAUGAGGACCGGUGGUAUAUCAGUAACCAUGACGUCACUGACGGACUUUCUGGCAUUCCUGAUUGGCUCCACCUCCGUGUUCUCUAGCGUACAGUAUUUCUGUACAUACACAGGUGUAGCUGUGCUGUUCUGCUACCUGAACCAACUACUUUUCUUCGUACCCUGUAUUAUCAUUAACGAGAGACGUACGUUUGAGUGGCGUCACUGCAUCACGUGUCAGGAGACGCGAUCGUACAAACAACUAAGGGAAGCGGACCACGGCGUGGCACUUAGUCUGUGUUGUGGUGGGGAGCCCCCAAAAACACCAUCAGAUAGCGAAAGUCCUCUAGAGAGAUACCCCAAACGCCUGAUACAAAAAGUAAUUUCCACUACGCCGGUAAAGGUGGGGUGUAUGCUGCUGUUCAUGGGAUACAUCGGAAUGUCUAUUUAUGGUGCCGUGAAUGUCAGUCAGAACUUCAAGGUCAGUUACCUUGUGCCAGAGGACUCGUACGUGUACCGAUACCUGACAUGGACAGAGAGGGACUUCCCGAACGAGGUGGUAGUAUCUUUUGUGAUCCAUAGGGAACUCGACUACACUGACCACGCAAUACAAAGCAAGGUGGCCGCCAUGUUAAAAAGGGCCCGAAUAGAACCACUAAUACAGAGGAAACGGGAAAUUAAUUGGCUACUAGGGUAUAAACAAUCACGGUUUUACAAUGUUUCUAAUGAUUUUAUACAAGGUCUAAAAAGGUUUUUGAAAUCCCGGAAGGAUUAUGAAAUUGAUGUUGUGUUAGAUGAGUCAGGAUACAAGAUAAAGUCCUCGCGAUUUUACGUGAUAUCAAAAGACAUACGAGAUUCCCAGAUGACGAAGUCACUGCUAACUGGUAUGAGGACCAUCGCCAAGGAAUCGGGUCUACCAGUCAUUGUGCACGCGCCUUUAUUCAUCAUUGGCGAACAAUUUGUGGCCAUUGGUACGUCGACGCUACAGACCAUUUUUAUUGCCAUGGCUGCCACAUUGGUGACCACCACGUUAACGAUGCCACACCCCUUAAUUGUUAUCAUGGUGUGCGUCAGCAUGGUAAGCAUUCUGACGGGUGUGUACGGCUUCAUGUACAUGUGGGAACUAGGUCUUAGCUCAAUUACUAUGGUUCAGCUCAUCAUGAGCAUUGGAUUCUCCGUCGACUUCAGUGCCCAUAUCUGUCACUCCUAUGUCACAGCUGACGGCUCCACCAGAGCCCAACUAGUUGGAACAGCCAUCUCUCGAGCUGGAGGUGCAAUUAUCAAUGCAGCGAUGUCGUCCAUCAUUGGCGUCCUUAUGCUAGCCUUUACAACAUCAUAUGUUUUUAAGUCAUUUUUCAAAAUUAUGUUCCUUGUGAGUGUGUUUGGCCUUAUGCAUGCCUUACUGUUCCUGCCGGUGGCGUUAAUUGUAUGUGGUCCACGGCCAAAGGCAACAAAACAAGCAGAAGAAUCUGCCACGGCGCCGUCCACAACAAUAUCAAUGAUAACUUCAUCCGACGAGAGAGAGCAUGCUGGACCGAUAAACAACUUGUUCGCAACUGCAGAAAGCCAGAAACAAAAUAUUACAACACAACCCGCAGACAUUUAAAAUCGGGGAACACGGCUAUAAUUAUAAAAAAAUAUUGCUCGUCAUUAAAACUGUCCCAUUCGUUACUUUUUGUCACGGGAAGACGACAGAAGUUUUGACACCUAAUUGAUACGUAUGUCAAGAGCCUUGCACCACAGGUUACGUAAAACCCAUAGCUGUCUGUAUACAACGAUACUUCUGUUCCCCAGCCAGCAAAGGCGUCAACAGCUUACGUUAAACCAUAGCUGUCUGUAUACAACGAUUCUUCUGUUCCCCAGCCAGCAAAGGCGUCAACAGGUUACGUUAAACCAUAGCUGUCUGUAUACAACGAUUAUUCUGUUCCCCAGCCAGCAAAGGCGUCAACAGGUUACGUUAAACCAUAGCUGUCUGUAUACAACGAUACUUCUGUUCCCCAGCCAGCAAAGGCUGAGUCAAAUCGAAGGUAUAAUCCUUGUUUUUACCAUUUCAAUUAAUGACAUUCAAUAUUUCAAAGUGCGGAAAAUGUUACACCAGCUUUAUUACACCGCCUUUUAACGUUAGAUAGCACGGUCUAUGGUGGCUUAUUACACCGCCUUUUUAACGUUAGAUAACACUGUCUAUGGUGGCGUGAAACCAAGCCAUAGUAGUACUAGUACUUAAAAACAAAACACUCUGCAGUCAGUGUUUUCAUACUAACUUUAAUAGUAUCUAUUGGUUCAGGAAUGGAAUAUUUUCAAAGACUGCUAGAAACUUGACUAAAAGGGACAUACCAUAAAAUCACUGGUGAAUGUUUAUAACAAUCAAUUUAGACCCUUUAAACUGAUUAGGUCAAACUAAUUCACAAUCUGACGUCACACUGAACCCAUCUGGCAAGUAUGUUAACGGAACUAGUUAAAGCAACUAGAAAAUGUUUGUGCAACAUACAUGUCUCUGCUCAUGACAAUGAAAAUGGAACUAAAUCCAAAGAAACCGAAGUCAGUGAUAUAGAAUAUAUAGAUCACAAUGACCUACAUAUAAUUACUGUUGCAAUUCAGCUCAAGAUGUAUCCUCAUAUGAAGUUUGCUGACAGUUGACAUUUCGUUAAAACUCUAACCAGAUUAUAUGGACAAAUAGACCAACUAACAGAAAGGCAAAUACUUAAUAACAAAAACAUAUGUCUAAGACAUUUUACAAUUUUACACAAGAGAUCCAUGAGGCACGUAGUUUCACUUGUUUUUCAACCGUUAGCCAUCUUGGUUUCCUUUUUACCCAAAUAAGUUCAACAAAUAUGCUUGGUAAGUGAACUGGGUUUGGGAAAGUCGAAGAUGACAAAGAGUUAUUAUGACUAGCCUUAUUAAAAUUUACCUGUUUACUGUUAUGGGGGCACAUACCUUUGCUUCCAAGAGGAGACCCUUUAUUUCAAUAAAAAAAAAAACACCUUCCUUUUUGUAGGGAUACUCAUACCAACCCAACAUCCCUUCACUUGAGCGCAAGGGGUAGAUUUAAAAGCUUAAAGUUAUAUAUACAUUCUGCCUAUCACCCUGCUGCCUCCAGAGAGGUAAAAUACAGCCUUCAUUUAUACAUCAUUACAUUGUAUAUACAUAUUGCUACGGUAUACAUGAUCGUAUUGCAUUACUUAUCCAGACUUCAUACAUCCAGUUAAAGGCUGUCAGAACUGUUGAUAUGAUUCGGUAUACAUGUAUAUCAGAGACAGGGGAUAAUGUUAGUUUAAUGAUUCGGUAUACAUGUAUAUCAGAGACAGGGGAUGUUAGUUUAAAGAUUCGGUAUACAUGUAUAUCAGAGACAGGGGAGUUAGUUUCACGAUUCGGUAUACAUGUACAUCAGAGACAGGGGAUAAUGUUAGUUUAAUGGUUGAGUAUACAUGUACAUCAGAGACAGGGGAGUUAGUUUAAUGAUUGAGUAUACAUGUACAUCAGAGACAGGAGAGUUAGUUUAAUGAUUCGGUAUACAUGUAUAUCAGAGACAGGGGAUAAUAUUAGUUUAAUGAUUCAGUAUACAUGUAUAUCAGAGGCAGGGAAUGUUAGUUUAAUGAUUCGUAUACAUGUAU